AUGCAGGGCAUUCCGCUGGGCAGAGUGCAGACCGGCCCGUCAAACGCGGGCCGUCACAGCAGCGGCGGGCGAGCGCUACUGCAAACGCGGGCGGACGGGACGGGGCGGCGCCCGUCGGGGCCGGGGCCGGUGCUGGCGGUACCGGCGGUACCGGCUGCCUGUGGCGCCCGGCCCCGUCUCCCCUCUCGGCUUUCCCUGGGCAGCGGGAGAGCCGCGAGUACUGCGGGGAAAAGGGUGCCCGAGCCGGGGGCGGGGUGGCCUCAGCGCGCCGCUCCCUCGGGCUCCGCCGCCUGCUCGCAGCCGUCACCCCGCGCAACGCCCGCGACGCGGGGGCUGCGAGCGGGACGGGCGGCGGCGGCGGCGGCAAUGGGGGAAGACGGCGGCCGGCGGGCGGCAGAGCCGGAGCGCUUGGCGCUGGAGCUGGGGCGGGAGAGGCGGAAGCAGCAGAUGCUUGAAAGCUCAAUAUUUGAACUGAGACACACUAUAACAGAGCUGGAAAAAAGUCUUAAUAGUGCUGAAAAUGAGGAUAAUGAAUGGAAAACCAGAUAUGAGACACAAGUAGAAUUGAACAAACAGCUGGAAAGGCAAAUUAAUAUUCUUCAAGAUAAGGUGGAGCUUAUUCGUGGAAAUCCAGCAGAUAAACUGUUCAUUGUUCGCACCUUUGAUAAAAUGCCUGUGGAUUCCUUAAAGAGGGUUCUUAAACAGCUAGAAGAAGAGAAGAAAAGUCUCCAGAACCAGCUAAAGGACUAUGAACUUAGACUGGAACAAGAAGCAAAGGCUUACCACAAAGUUAAUGAUGAGCGGCGCAUGUACCUCUCAGAGAUCUUACAGACCUCAGCUAAAUUUACAAUUGUUGAAAAGCAAAAAACAGAUGCUCUGACUGGCAAGGGAGAAGGACAGAUACUGAGAGGAAGACGCAGUGUUCCAGGAAACCUGAAGAUGGUUAAUACUCAAAAACGAUCAAUUAAAAAGACUGUAGGAGUGAACCACCUUCCACAGCUAAAGCACUGAUUUAAUAUUAAUGCCAAGAACUUCCAGACACUUUAAAAAAAAAUUAAUUUGACUGAAGGUUUCUAAAUUGAAAAUGAAAGAAUUUGUGUCUUAUUGCAAUGCCAGACCCAGAUUGGAAUGUCUUCUUGGCUGCCUUAGUGUGUUCCUCUGCCUAAUGGAAUUGCUCUUCUAGUUGCCAUCUUUGUAGUGGUGAUCUCUGAACCUUUCCAUUCUGCUUCACAUCAGUGAUUCUGAGUGUGAGGUUGUUGGAAGACUUGGAGAAUAUUUAAUGUCUUGAUAUACUGAGUAGAUCCUUGAACUAUGCAGUCAUGGAAAACAAACAAGCCUCUAGCAUUUUUUGACCUCUUAACCAAGAAGAAAAAGGCAGACUAAUGUAAUCUGAAAAUAUAACUUUUUUUAAAAGCUGGCUUGCCACAGAUGCUGUGUUGACUACCACUUUCUGUCUGCAUGGUUUAGAAGCACAGCAGCAUUUCCAGCUGCUUUAAGCACUAGUAAUCGAUAGAAAUGACAGAAAAAUUGAGCACUUUUUAUUAAGGAAUCUUCAGAGCCUAUCUUGAGGAAUAAUUGUUUCUUUUAAACACUAUAUAUGUGCUAUAAAGAAACACAUAUCCUGAUAUUGGUAUGUUGCUCUUUGAAAUUGAAACUCUCAGAUGAACCCUUGUAUCCACAGUCUCAGGGUCAUAAAAAUCUGUCUUCUUCAGUGGCAUUGAUCCUUCUACUUUUAGGGUCCAAAAUAGUGCCAGUCCUAAAAGUCAUCUCUUCAGUGAAAGUAGAACUACUUUGUCUUUUCAUUCUUACGCAUGCAAUUAUUGUUGCAGUUUUAUUACCUAUAAUUUAGUCAUUAAAUAUGGCAAAACAUUUUCAAGUGACAAUGGGAAAAAUGCUUUGGUAAUGAAACUUCAGUCCUCUGGGUUACAUCUUAAAAGCUCUUGGCAGAGCAAAUGUGGUUGCUUGACUGCCCUUUAUUAUUUUAAGAGCAUUCCUCACUCUUUGCAUUAAAGUAUUUUCCCUCUUUAAGAGCAGUACUAAUAGUUCGGUAUUACUGGAAGCAUUAAAGUGACAUUGUAAUUAAACUCAUAGUAAAAGACAAACCAAUGGUGUCAUUCUAAAUUGCAGAGAGCAAAGACCUGCAGCAUGGUACAGCUUAUUCAGUAUGGAAAUCCCAUUUUUUUCUCCUACAUAGUAUGAAAUUCAUUACAGAUGUUUGUCAUGUUACCAUGAUGCACAUGGUGUCAUUCUUUCAUAAGCAGGGUGGUCUGCCUGGCUGUUUUUUUCCUCACAGCAUAGCACAGCUGGUUAAGUUAGCACACUUCUGUUUGUGUUUAUCACAUGAAAAAUUUCCAAAUGUUCAUUGUGCUGGCAUUUGUCAUUGUGGUGAAGGAGAGGGGAAAAAUCAUAAUGGUUUUAUUGGCAUAAAAGACAAAGGACAUCUGCAGUAUUAAAGAAGAUCCAGUUCUUGGAUUCAUGCAGCAAACAUUUCCUACUGCUGUCUCUUAAUAAAAUGUUAGUGCACUGAAGUCAGGUCUGUGUAGCACCUCAGAAUAACUGGAAACGCCGCACUAAUACAACAGAAUAUUUUUUCACAACAGGAGGCUUGGAUGCUUCCCUCAAGGGUAGUUCUCACUGAGGACUUAAAAAGAGACUUUUUUGAAUCCUUAAAAGAUGUUUGUUGGUAAAGGAAUGACCUAGGAGAAGAGCAGACUAUGUCCUAUUUAGUCCCUGUUUCACCUUGCCGGGAAAAAUUUGAUUUGAUUUGGGAUUUGAAAUGCAGUAGUAUGAUAAUUAAUUGCUAAAACAUGUGGUGUUUGACCAUUCUAAUUGUAUGUACAGCUGUAAUCUUUGUUGUGCAAAAUGGUUAUAGUUCUGUACUCAUACUCUUUGAAUUACUUGGCAUUUCAUUUUCUUCCUGGUUUUCUGAAAAUAAGGAUGAACCUGAUAAUUAAAUUUGAAUACUCCAAUUUCUUUGCAACAGCAAAAAGAGAGUUUUUGGUUUCAAAAGUGUAGUGUCUCUUUGGAUCUAAAUAAAACCUCUAGACUUCUAGCUUUCCCAAAACACAUAGGAAUUUUUUGUCUGAUUUGGUGGGUUUGGGUGAAUGAGUGUUUUGAAAUUCCUGGUUUUAUCUUGUGUGGACUUUUCUUAUUGUUUUGUUGUCCUUUGAAAUGCAGUUUGUUGACAUUUGCAGCAGUGAACAGUUAGAUGGCUUUAUGUAAUAUCUUCUAUAUGAAUAUGUCAGCACAUUUAGGAUUAAUUAAUCCUUCAAAGCAUAGUAUGCAGUAUUAUUUUAGGCCUAGAUAACAGAAUCAAGAGCUAGGUUUAUUUAAAAUAGAUAUGGGAGUGUAGUGAUGUCUGGUUUUCCCCUGAUUUCACAGCAGGAUGAUCUUUUGUAAUGCUGCCAACCAUUUCAAGAUUAAGUCUGCCUCCUCUUAAGUCUCUGUGCAUUAUGACACUGAAAGAAUCUAAACCAAAAAGGGGAAACUGAAUUGCUGACAGUUGUGGUUAGUGACUGAAUGGAGCUAAACAUCAGAGGAGGACAGGAUCAGAGGUGAAGGUUUGAGUCUGGCCAAACUUCUUCCUUCGGUGUGGAAUAUACUUGGGAUUCCAGAUAUACUGAUUGUAGUGUGUAAUGGCUUUAAUUGAUGGACUGGGAAAUUUGAUACCCUAACUCAGCACUUGAGAGUAUGCCUCCUUUACAUGGUUACUUAUGUAAUUCCACUAAUUUCAAAUGAGUCAUGAUUUUGAGGUAACUAAGGCAUUUUAAGUAUUUACCCGUAAUGUUUCUGGAAAAUAUAAAUUUAAAAUCUCAA
Molecule: messenger RNA, 3816 nt
Organism: Hirundo rustica (Barn swallow)
Lineage: Eukaryota; Metazoa; Chordata; Aves; Passeriformes; Hirundinidae
Gene: CCDC169
Product: coiled-coil domain containing 169
Exons: 8
Coding region: 1-1011 (336 amino acids)
Source: RefSeq, a predicted model, not a curated record